This is a messenger RNA of Cicer arietinum (chickpea), 1022 nucleotides long. RefSeq names its product two-component response regulator ORR3-like. Lineage: Eukaryota; Viridiplantae; Streptophyta; Magnoliopsida; Fabales; Fabaceae. The record is from RefSeq and is a predicted model, not a curated record. Gene Ontology annotation, biological process: cytokinin-activated signaling pathway; phosphorelay signal transduction system.
AAGAACACCACCUUCUUUGCUUCUUCUUGAAUUCAAAAAUCAACUUUUGAGAUCCUUCAGAUUCUGGAUGAAAUCUGUAGGAUACUGCUUUCCAAACUGUCAAAUAUCCUAUUACGAUUAUGUAUCUUUUUGACCAUGAUAGCCUCACAUUUAAAAUGUCAUAUUUUGAUUUUGAUUCAUUACAAUUAUAUUCCCUCUCACACAUUCUCUCUUCUAUUAUAUUUCAUAUACAUUUUUCUAUCUCACAAAAAUAUUAUCUUUCAAAUAAUGGGUAUGGCUGCAGAGACUCAAUUCCAUGUUUUGGCUGUUGAUGAUAGUAUUAUUGAUAGAAUGUUGAUUGAAAGGCUCCUCAAAACUUCUUCUUUUCAUGUUACUGCAGUGGAAUCUGCUAGUAAGGCUUUAAAAUUUCUUGGUUUGGUUGAGGAUGAACUUAGGACUUUUGAUACUCCUGUUGCUUCAGAAAUUCAUCAGGAUGUAGAUGUGAAUCUGAUCAUAACAGAUUAUUGUAUGCCAGGGAUGACUGGCUAUGAUCUGCUGAGAAAAAUCAAGGAAUCUAAAUCUUUUAAAGAUAUACCAGUUGUGAUAAUGUCCUCUGAGAAUGUUCCAUCAAGAAUAAAUAGAUGUUUGGAAGAGGGAGCUGAAGAAUUCUUCUUGAAACCAGUUCAACAAUCAGAUGUAAACAAGCUGAAACCUCAUUUGUUGAAAUCAAGAGUUAAGGAAGAGGAAGAACAAUCCAUCAACAACAAAAGGAAGAGCAUGGAAGAAAAUCAUUCACCAGAUAAAAGUAGGACAAAAUUUAGCAUUUAAAAAUUGGUUUCAAAUUAAAUUUGAUGAUAAUACAUAGGUAGUGAGAAGAGUAGAUGCCAAUUCAAUCAUGCAAAAAGAGAUAAACUUUACAAGUUUUUUAUGUAAAUAGCUGAGAAAAAAUUUCAUUCAAUUUGUUUAGUUUUUAACAAUUUAUUUUUGACAAUGUUUUGCUUCCAUCAUGUCUCUUAUGGUUAACAGGGAAACUUUUUCUUUUA